Camellia sinensis is the source of this 861-nucleotide messenger RNA. NCBI's taxonomy places the organism in Eukaryota, Viridiplantae, Streptophyta, Magnoliopsida, Ericales, Theaceae. The record is from RefSeq and is a predicted model, not a curated record.
AUGGCGGUCGAUCCAAAGAAAGCGGACGAAUGGCUUGAACAAACCGUAAAGACCUUCGAAAUGCUUCACAUCGAGGAUGGUGAGUUGAGGGUGACUCUUGCUAGCUACUAUUGCAAGGGUGACGCAGGCCAACGGUGGAAGUAUGCUAAGGGCCGAAUAGAACCAACAUGGGAGGCAUUUGUGGUAGUCUUCCAAGACAAGUACUUGCCUCCCAUGGCUAGGGAGAGAUUGAGGCAGGAAUUUAAGGAUCUUAAGCAACUAAAUAUGUCCAUGGCCGAGUUUGAAGCGGCCUUUUCUAGCUUGUCCCAGUUUGCACCGGAAUUGGUAGCGACGGAGGAGCGCCGUUGCUUUGAGUUUGAGCAGAGGUUGAGGAUGAAGAUUCUGUUCAAGGUGGCUGGGAAAAUGAUCCGGGAUUAUGAUCGCCUUGUGGAGGCGGCCGUACAUGCGGAAAUUAUUGUGGAGGCCGAGGAAGAGAUACUUUGGAAUUCGAGGUCUAAGGGCCAAGGAUCGCAUGGAGAUUAUAGGCCUAAUAAGAAGAGUAAGAGCACAUUUUCAUCCCAAUCCCAGCCACAACAAUCUAGAUCUACUUUUCCCUUGCCUAGUGCGGGCUCGGGAAGAGGUGCGCCGAGUGGGUUUUCUUGCUUCAAAUGUUGCCAACCAGGUCACAAGGCCUUUGCAUGUACACAGAAGGGAGGAGGACAACAGAUGUUGUCGCCACCACCACCUAACCGAUCUCAGAGUCAGUCUCAGAGUAGAGGGCAUGGGCCUACUUGCUAUCAGUGCAGUCAUUCGGGGCAUACGAAGAGAGCUUGUCCACAGUUGGGAGGCGCAUCUGGCGCAUCAGGGUCAAGGCAGACUUAG